Molecule: messenger RNA, 2952 nt
Organism: Zasmidium cellare ATCC 36951
Lineage: Eukaryota; Fungi; Ascomycota; Dothideomycetes; Mycosphaerellales; Mycosphaerellaceae
Exons: 3
Coding region: 1-2952 (983 amino acids)
Biological process (GO): proteolysis
Molecular function (GO): serine-type endopeptidase activity; protein binding
Source: RefSeq, a predicted model, not a curated record
AUGGCUUCGCCAAAACCUGAAGAUGACAUUGUCAGCACGUCAAGAGUUAACAGCGGUACAAUGUCUGUCGAAGACGAAGAGGAUGUCUCUGCCAAGUUUAGAGCUAUUCGAGACGAUCUGCGAGCUUCCAAUCACGUAAACGUGGACAGCAUCCAGCAGGACUACGAUGUAGACAUUUUUACAACCCUCGAAAAAGAAGGCACACUAUUGCACAUGAUGAUUGACAGCCUGAAGCAUGAUUUCGCAAAAUACGAGCCGUUGGUCGAGACGCUCACGAGCAGAGAAAAAAUCAUUUAUGCCAAAAACUCUUAUCAAGAGACGGUCCUAUAUAAGGCAGUUCGAGAAGAGGCAUACCAUCUGGUCAGAUUCAUAUGCAGGAUGAACGGUCUGGACAUUGCCAACCUGCUUGCUUUACAAACUGGGGACCUAACCAAUUGCCUGCAUACGGCAAUCACAAACCGCAAAUUCGAUCCUGACGUUCUACGCCUGCUGAUAGACAAGGCAAACGACACCGCAUUGGCAGGGAGGGACAAGGAUGGCAGAACAGCAUUGCAUCUGGCUGUCGAAUACCGACGAUGUACGCCAGCCCGAGUACCUAUAGUCGAGGCUCUGAUCCAGAAGUUCGAUAAGGCCUUAGAGAUGGAGACCACAGCGGCAUCUAGAAGUCUGUCUCCAUAUAGAGUCCACAUGCUGUCAAGAGCAGCUAUACUCAGCAGACUCCAACAGUCUCGUCCUCAAUUGAGUGAGGCGUCUCGCUCCAGCAUGAGCGAGUUGCGAAAAGAGUUUGCAGAAGUCACUCUUAGAGAGCCGAACGCUGUGCCACAGAAACCAACGACGCCGUUGUUAAAUCACAACGCGAGACCUAGGCCCGAGUCGAAAGACGAUGGUGGUCGGGAAGGCAAGAGAGAUGCGCAAGCCCACAGACGGCACGAGAGGGAAGACGAGCGUCUCCGCAAGACCUUUGAGCAGGAACCUCAUUUCAAAAGGGGGAGUGAUUCUGUCCACUCUCUCGGGUUGGCGGCGCAAGAGUCGGAAGAGGGUCAUAGGCGUUCAAAAGACGAACCCCAAGCAACGACAGGAGCUGAACGAGAAGGCAACAGCACAAAGGUGCAGCAAGAUUUGACCACCGUACAAAAGGACAAGAAAGCUGCGGAUGAAAUUAGAGAGCUCAUGAGACUUCACUUUCUGCGCAGUAGAAAUGACGAGCAGUGUAUUAGGUUCUUAUACGGACCGAAACAAGACCGGGAGAUCUAUCUUAAUCUACUUGACCACACUUCACUGGAGCUCAGCCGCAAGAGCCUGGAAGACAGCCUGGGACAUUUGAAAUUUGACGAGAUUCUCCGAUGCGUCGCGCUGCCACGAAUGAUCCUCCACCCAGAUCCUGCGACUGCUUCAAGCUCUGUGUCGCGGAAAAAUGGUCGGUCAGAUGUCCUGCGCUUGUUUCAGUAUCUGAAGGAGGACAAAUCCUUGAAGGAGUCCAAGGAGACGCUUCCAGGGGUCAAGCGUGUGCUGCGUGUCAUUGUCGAGGACCUAUCAUCACCAUCGCACGCGGAUGAGGACAUUGAAGCAGCCUUAAAAGAUCUCCACGUCGAAGACCUCGACUGGAGAAAAUAUGACAUGUGCCCGAACACUAUCAAGACAGCCGCACCUGAGGCAAAACGGGUCUCUCUUUACUGGAGCGGCAGUAAUGCUGUUUUGAGGGGUUGGAGUGAGAACUGCACUGGCGGUGGACUGAACUCGAUGCAAAAUCUGAGGCAUGUCCGCCUCUACUACAACAUCGAGCAUGUGCUCGAGUCGAAGAUACGUGUCCGCGAAAAUGUCAAGGACUUCAAAGAGAGGCUGAUAGACAUCACUGUCGACGAAGAGGAGCAUCUGAUUCACGAACGUUGUGACCUUGGCCACGGCUCAGGCCUCGUCGGUCCUACCGAAGCCGAGAAAGCAGACAAAUGGUUGACACCAAUGGACUCGUUCGCCGACUUUAUCCAAAACGUUACACUACCUGCCAAAUUUGUCCUGGAAGAUGUCAUCGUGGGUCUGGUCGAUGAUGGCGUGAACCUGAACGAGCGAUCGCUACAAAGCAGGGUGAUCGAUGGCCGGAGCUUCGACGCAAACCUUGGAGAAGAGGAUUUGACAAGACCUUAUUACGGCUCUACCCACGGACAUGGCACAGCGAUGGCAAGUCUUAUAUGCCGUCUAUGUCCUCGCGCUAAGUUGUUCGUUACGAGGAUCGAGUCAAGCCCCGACGGUGAGAUUAGCGCAGAAAGUGCCGCGAAGGCUGUGCGUGCGACGAUAGAACAAGGGGUCCACAUCAUCUCAAUGUCAUGGACUAUCGAAAAGACGUCGGAGAAUGUGAAAGGUAUUGAGCAGCUCCAAGACGCAAUACUGGAGGCACGGAAGAAAGGCAUAUUGAUGUUUUGUGCUGCCAGUGACCAAGGCACGGAGAGAGAUGAUACAUACCCAGGAGCUUCCAGCACGACGGAGAUUUUCAAGAUCGGCGCAGCUCGAAAAUGGGGCAAUGCCUCCAAGAUGGUGGGCAACGGAAGUUCCAUAAGCUAUUUGUUCCCAGGGGAAAAGGUCGCUCCGCACCGACGAUCGAUCGACCUGCUCAAGAAUAUAACGUUAUCUGGCUCCUCCAUUGCAACGGCCAUAGCCUCUGGACUGGCGGCCAUGAUCCUGUUCUGCGUCCAAGUGGCUGCGGUGGAUCGAGAGACGGCCAAAAGGGGCACGGUAACACCCAGAGACUACGCUCAGGUCAAACGACAUGAUGGCAGGCGCAAGGCUUUCAACAACAUUGAAUCAAAUCCCGACACCUCGCCAAAGUACCUUGGAGUCUGGCGACUUUUCGAUAAAGCUUCACGCAAAGGCGAUACGAGGCAGAAUGAUGGAAAGAUUGAGGUGAUUGCGGAAGUUGCUGCUGCGUUGGUGAAAGGUACCAAGUUUGAGUAUGACUAG